Messenger RNA from Microstroma glucosiphilum, 1089 nucleotides. Its product is annotated as Clavaminate synthase-like protein. The transcript has 3 exons. Gene Ontology annotation, molecular function: dioxygenase activity. The record is from RefSeq and is a predicted model, not a curated record. The coding region runs from base 1 to 1089 and encodes 362 amino acids. NCBI's taxonomy places the organism in Eukaryota, Fungi, Basidiomycota, Exobasidiomycetes, Microstromatales, Microstromataceae.
AUGACCUCUUCCCUCCCCAUCAUCUCCCUCACCUCUCCCACUCUCCCCAGGGACCUUCUGCAAGGGCUCUGUCCUUCAGGUCCUUCCGAAGGACCCACCGGCUUUUUCUACCUCGUUGAUCACCAGGUCCCUCCGGCUGAGCUUCACGGAGCCUUUGAGGCUUCGCGGUGCUUCUUUGAAGAAGAAUCAGAAGAGGAGAAGAGGAAGACGAUUGAUAGGACGGGUCAUACGGGGUGGACUGGAGUGGGAGAGGAGUCACUUGAUCCGACAAAAAAGGUGGCAGAAGCCGACGUGAAAGAAUCCUUCUACGUCUCCCUCUCCGUCCUUUCCACUCCGCCAUCGAGGGAGUGUUCACCGCAGACACUCCCUCCCACUCUCCUCGCCAAAAGAGAGAACCACAUCGCCCUCACCGGUCUGCUCCAGCACUGCCGCCGGGUCUGUGAAGCCUUGCUAGAUGGGUUCGAGAAAGCACUGCAGCUCGAAGAGGGCCUCUUCAAAGAGAGACAUCGCGGCGGAGAGGAUGACAGGAUGAGGCUCAUCCGCUACCCCGCUCAGCACCCAAGUACACCCGCUACAAACGGGCAGGGGGAGCAGCAGAUUCGCAGCGGGAUUCGAGCUGGAGCCCACUCCGACUAUGGUUCUCUCACGCUACUCGCACAGUCCGAUAUUGGAGGACUACAGGUGCGCGAUCAGACUUCAAUGGGGACAGAAGAGAAGUGGCUCGAUGUACCGCCGCGAGAGGGAGCACUGGUGGUUAAUAUUGGCGACUGCCUCGAGUUCUGGUCGAGGGGACUUCUGCCUUCGACUGUGCAUCGUGUUGUGGAACCGCGGGUUGAUGCGGAGAGGGACGCGAGGUACUCGAUAGCCUACUUUCACCAUCCCUCGCCCAACUCUUCCCUCUCUCCCCUUUCACCAUCGUUGCUACCUCCAGAGCUAGUGAAGCGUUUCCCGCCACUGGAAGAGUGGAGAGAGAAGUGUCUGCGAAAAGGUAUACCCGAGGAAGCGUUACCGAAGGAAGACGGCUCGGAGAUCCAGGCAAUGACGGGUGGAGAGUACCUCAAGAAACGGCUCAAGGGAAGUGGGCUAUGA